CAAACACUCCCCACAAUGUAUCACUUUGAUUUCGCCACAUUCAACACGGAGGCCGAGUUGGAAGCGCCCGAAUGCGGGCAGGAGGAGGAGCCCUCUUCGCCGCCGCUCACCCGAGGACUGCCGCUGCCCGUGCCCGAGAUAGUGGCCAUCAACCCCAGCGAUCUGACGCCCUGUCCGUGCUGCAGCCGCACCUUCAACUUGAAUGCCCUGCGCAAGCAUGUCGUCGUCUGCGAGAAGAUCUCAAAGAAGCGCAAUACCUUUGAUUCCUCGCGCCAGCGCCGCGAGGGCACAGCACUCUCCACGUAUGUCCUUCCCAAAAACUUUGGUCUGCCCAAUGCUGAGAAGGUGUCUGGAGUUCACAACCCCACCGCUGGGAGUCGGGAUCCCGUAGGCACGGGAUCCACAAUACCAACAGAGAGUGUGGGCUCUCCUCUGCCCAUUCGUCGCAACUCCCAAACCGAGCUGGUUCGCUCUACGGCCCGAGCUUCCGUGCGUAGAGCAGGGGGCACAGCAACAGGAACAGGAGGUGCUGCAACAUCGCCCGCAGGCGACCCAAACCAUGUACCAGCCCGCGAUCGCUCGCCGGCCAAGCGCAUCAAGGGUGUGGCCUCCGAGCACUGUCCCCACUGCGAGCGGAACUUCAACGUGAAGGCCUUCGACCGGCAUGUGGAGUGGUGCAAGGAGAAGGCGAUUCAGGCCACCAUGAAGCUGACCAACACCCAGGAGACGUCGAAAGCAAAGGAACGGCUGGACGCCAGGAAGCAAUACAGGCCGCCCAAUCUCAAGACGAAGCGCUCAAUCAACCGGAACAAGUACUCCGGCAACCACGAGGAUCUGCUGGACGCCGGCGACAUGACGGCCCCCAAGCAGAGCCUGAUGUCGCUCCCCUCCAUGACCUCGUCCGUGCACAGUGAUAACCCUCCUAAAGCAAAUAAGCUGGCACGCCCCCAACCAAAGAACGGGACGCCCGCAGUCCGCAGCAAGGCCGAGGGAGCCAGGACAAAAGUCACUCAAAACACAGUCACCUUGUGCGUGACCCAAGACGACGAUCCACCAGCAGCACCAGCUCCGCCAAAGGAGCGCGUCCUACGCGCCAAACGCAAGCCUAUCGAGACUUGUGACCGCAUCACCGAAACCAUGGAUCGCUUGCGAAGCCAAUCCAGUGGCGAAACCCUCCAGCUGGACUGUGUGGAGGCGGCACCGCUGAAGCCAGCCGCCAGGCUCCGCAAACGGAUGACCAAUCGGGAAAGGGUCGAUGCUGCCGAGAAGGAAAUGCCGGCACUCAAAUUCGAGGAUCUCAAUCGGUUGAUCAAGGGAAAAGGCCCUACGACCAUCGUAAAAGCAACUAAAAUGGAUGAAACACCGCAGGAGGUGGUUAAAGUGAAGGUGCGUUCCUCCACAUCGCUAGUGCGGCAGGCGCGUCGCCGCAUCCGCACACGGGAGCAUCCCAGCUUGGAGUUGUGCAGCUUGGAGCAGGAAAUGACCCAAGCCUCAUUCCCACCGCCAUCAUCGCCAACUAAGAAAGCGAACUCCAUGCAGAUAUCGACCGAAGAUAAUAUGGAUUGCAGCCUUGUGCCUCUGUCGCGGAGACCGCGUGUUGCCUAUUCCGAUUACGAGGACGAUUCGCCGCGAGCCGAGAUCCAAAUCAAAAUGGAAACGACCACCACGCGAACUGUGUGCCGGCCCAAGAAGCGGACUGGCCAGGCCACCAUGGAGAUGAACAGUUCGUUACCCAUGCGGGCCCUGCCCAUGCCCCAGCUGCAGCAAAGCCUGGAGGCCCUCGGCCACACCAUGAGCCAUACCAAGCUGCCCAGACUGCACCUCGGCAGCGAUCGGCUGCAGUUCGAGCGCGAUGUCAUUGAAAUGGACAACGAAUCGAGUGAGCUGGAAUGUAGCAAGGAAAAUAUGAUGAGGAGGUCCGCGAAGAUCCUCGAACGCACGUCCAGUCCGAAUAGCGGAGAGUUCCCGCAGGUCGAGAACAGCGACGUAGAAGCUGAGAGCGAUCAGCGGCCUGUCACGAAGCUGCCUCUUGUGGCCAAACAGAGCGGCAGCAGGAUCAGUCGCUGCCUGGUGAUGCUCGAGCAGGACGAGGAUGGAAAAAUGUACAUCAAGGAGCCGCCUGCCAAGGACGACAGCCACUCGCUUCCCAAUUCCCGCCGCGGAGGCACCUUCAAGAGAUCCAACUCGAAUAGUUCAAAUAGCAAGGGAGGCGCGAAAUUGCGCCAGCAAUCGAAUGCAUCCAGUGCUAGCAGCCACGACGAAAAGAUGCAGCAGAUGGUGGGGAAGAGGCCAGUCGAGGAUCAGCAGAAGCGGGAGAUCUUCAUCAGCAUCGAGACGGAGACAUAUGCCCACGGCCGUUCGCCAAUUUCACCCGACUCCCUGCGCCACAUGGUGGGCAAUUCACAGACGCCCAUCGACGUGCUGCACAUCGAGAAUGGCAACGAGCCGGAGCACGCUCGGUUCAGAAAGAUCAGCGAUACAGAGGACGCCUAUGUCGACGCCCAGGGCGGGCCUGAGCAUCGGGCCAACCAGUUGGCUGGUAAUGCCAACAGACUGGCCCUAUUAUCGAGCGACUCCGUCCAGGUCAAUAACGCUAAAAAUCUGAUCCAGCAAAUGCAGAGCGAGUUUCGGCAACUGGGCGAGGAUGCCGGCGCCUCAAUCCGUACCCUGUUCAUCAAAAGACCCGAAGAGCAGGGUACAGCAAGGGAAUUGGAUCCGGAGCCAGUGCAACAACUUCAGCAGCAGGAGCAGCAUCAGUUGAAGGCCAGCUCCCCCUUGACACCCUCAGCAUCAGCGGAUUCCGACGAGCUAAGCAGCCUCGAUGGUUAUCCCAUGUCCUCGUCCCACUCGUCUCGUCGCGGCGCUAGCUCCAAGCUAAGCUCCGACUCUGCCUAUGGCAGCACCAACUCCCCCUACAGCCUGUCGCGACAGCGGUCCGGCGACCUACAACCGGGUACACCACGCAACCAGAAUCUGCUGCGUCCGCACACGGCCAGUGCCAAGCUGCCGAGCGCCAUGACUGAUGUCUCGACCCAGGCGCACACUGCCUAUGGCACUCUCAAGGCACGUCAGAGGCUUUAUGGCGGCGGCGGCGGCGGCGCUAUCAAUAGCAUUGGCAAUGGCAAUACCGACGGAGCAGAAUCCUCCAGUGGAUCGGAGCACUCUCUGACAAUGUCCACGCAGCAGCCGCAGGAACAACAGAAGCACAAUAGACCAGACAGCAACUACAACUACCAGCAGCAGCAACAGCAGGUGCAAUCCCAGCCAGUAUAUAACAACAACAACAACAAUGGGCAGGCGUCGCUGACUCCAACCAAAUCGCAGCAUUCCCUGCUGAGCUGUAACUCCGCGUCCAGCCUAAGUUCGAGUAUGAAUAUGUCCAAGUUCUGCCACGAGUGUGGCAGCAGGUUCAUCAUCGAGCACGCCAAGUUCUGCAUGGAGUGCGGCGUGCGGCGAAUGAUACUCUAAUCUCGGGUCUUAACCCCACGUAGAUAUUGUUGUACCCCAUCCCCCACUCACAAAAUCACAUCGCAACACACUCACCCUGAUGAUGGAUGCUGGUGACGAAGAGCGUCGUCCUGGGGUCGGGGUCUUUUAUAAGUGUAUACCAAAUGUAGUUACUCACACGCAAUCGAGGCAGCUAAGGAGAGCGUUUGAUAUGUCCUACACACAGAACAAUAAUAAUAUUUAAUAUAUAUAUUUUAUUAUAAACCAAAAAUGCGAACACAAAUUUUUAUAUCGAACGAACGGAGACAGUCAUUGCAGAAGAAGUUCAUUAAAUUGAGGUUUCUCUAAUUAACUUUGCAUUUCUCGUUAAGUGCACAUUUCUCUGACUCAAAACAAAUGUAAACCAUUAAUCACUUUAAAAAAGUAAAAUUGUUGAUUAACAAAGACUGAACGAAUUUAUACGAUGGCUCCUCCGCAAGCAAGAUCGUAACUAUUUUUAAACAUUUUUCGAAAACUAACGCAGCAACUCCAUUGUAUUGUAUUCUUUAUAAUCUGAUUACUAAUUAUAUA
Molecule: messenger RNA, 4017 nt
Organism: Drosophila miranda
Lineage: Eukaryota; Metazoa; Arthropoda; Insecta; Diptera; Drosophilidae
Exons: 8
Coding region: 16-3468 (1150 amino acids)
Source: RefSeq, a predicted model, not a curated record